Clunio marinus is the source of this 303-nucleotide messenger RNA. NCBI's taxonomy places the organism in Eukaryota, Metazoa, Arthropoda, Insecta, Diptera, Chironomidae. The record is from the annotation of a GenBank genome assembly.
AUGGAUAUCAUUGAACUUCGCAUUAAGAAAUGUAUAAAUCGGACAGCAGCAGUGGGGAUCUGUGUUUGCUGGCGUAGAACUGUGCGACUUACCAAUGCGAUUAUUAAUUUAUUUAAAAAUUUAAUGUCUCGAAAUGAAUCUCUAGAAGUAAGUCAGAGCUCUAACAACUCGUUAAGCUUAAAAGGAUGGCAUAAUGUAUUUUAUGGGCUCAUUUUAUGUGACAAGUUGAUGAGACUUCAAAUUCUCCUUACAACAUGGCAAAAAAAUGACUUUUUGAAUCAUGAAAUUAACUUCAGAGCUUGA